AUGACCCAGAGGCAAGCCGGUCCGGCGAAGGGUUACAUUUGCGUUAUCCAAAUUGGUAUACUAUGCAUUUUGGUGAAAUCUGUCGUGCUUAUUGGACUGGGCGCGUUCUAUACAGUAGGCAUGAUUGAAGCAAACACAAGUAGAGGUGCUAAGCAUUCUGCUUCGGACGAGGCAUCGACAUGCAGUGCCACUUCGUCGAUUUGGUUGGUAUGGGGAUUUCCCGGAUUGGAGUUUGCCGGCACAGGUGCUGUAUAUGUGAACUGGCACUCCGAACUCUAUCACGGGAAAUGGAGACGUGUCCAUAUCCAACGUGGUAUACCAGCUCCAUUCACCGAGUCAGCAAAGGAUAUGCAUAUAAUCGGUACUGCGGCAAUGCUGAGGCGCAUUUUGGUGAUCCGCUGCACUCUGAUAUUGCUGGAAUAA
This is a messenger RNA of Echinococcus granulosus, 423 nucleotides long. RefSeq lists its product as hypothetical. The transcript has 4 exons. The record is from RefSeq and is a predicted model, not a curated record. Bases 1 to 423 code for a protein of 140 amino acids. NCBI's taxonomy places the organism in Eukaryota, Metazoa, Platyhelminthes, Cestoda, Cyclophyllidea, Taeniidae.